Molecule: messenger RNA, 2866 nt
Organism: Olea europaea var. sylvestris
Lineage: Eukaryota; Viridiplantae; Streptophyta; Magnoliopsida; Lamiales; Oleaceae
Product: leucine-rich repeat receptor protein kinase EMS1
Exons: 1
Molecular function (GO): protein binding
Source: RefSeq, a predicted model, not a curated record
UGACUCCAUUUUGAAGGGCAUUUUGAUCAAGAAAAAGAAGAUUCUCCUGAACAGGGUCAUUACUCCAGUGUUUUGAGUCUGACAAACGCCACCCUUUCGUAUCAUUUUGGAUGUGUUCAGAAAUAGCGGCCCCCCACCCCACGGCUCCCAUUAAACGACGCCGUUUUCUGACGUUCAAACUUCCUGCUCCUAUAGCGUGUACCAGUAGUACCAGUACCAUCCUCUUCAUGUUCCCAACAAACAGUACCUCUCUCUCUCCCCUAUAUCAUAUGCAUUUACAGAAAAUGUUGUAUUAUGUGCGCUGAAGUCCACUUCUAGACCAUUUUCGUAUCAGUUUUUACGUUUUGUUGUAAAAUCUUGAGGAAUUUGAUCAAUGGCAAUGGCGUUUAGGGUUCUACAGUGCGUUUUCUUGGUGUUGAUAGCGUGUUUUCUUGCUUCAAAUGCUGUUUUGGUGCGGAAUUUUGAAAGCCCAGAAAAAGAACUCCUGUUUUUGUUCAAAAACUCUUUGAAGAACCCUGAAAAUUUGUCUUCAUGGACUGCUGCAACUUCGCAUUGUGAAUGGGAUGGUGUUUCCUGUGAAGACAAUCGAGUUGUCUCGCUCGUUCUAUCGAGUCACACCCUCAUUGGACCCAUUUCCACUUCCAUUUUCUCUCUCAGCUGCCUUACCGUGCUCGAUCUAUCUGCAAAUCAGUUCUACGGUGAAAUUUCACCAAAUAUAGCUUCCCUGAACGGACUGAAAAUUCUGGACUUGGGGAAAAAUCAGUUGACUGGAGAGUUACCGAGUGGACUGGGCGAGUUGACACAGCUACAGACUCUUCGUCUCGGGUCCAACUUCUUCACCGGACAAAUUCCCUCCGAACUCGGAAACUUGGUAAAACUCUCUUCUCUUGACCUCUCUGGCAAUGCCCUCACCGGAAAAAUCCCACCCCAUAUAGGAAACUUGACUCAACUUCAAAUUCUGGCUCUUGGAAAUAACUUUCUCUCAGGCGCGCUUUCUACAAGUCUCUUCUCUAAACUUCAGGCUUUAUCCUCUUUUGAUGUGUCGAAUAACUCUUUAUCAUCCAGCAUUCCCCCGGAAAUUGGAAAACUCACUUCGCUCACUGAGAUUUACUUCGGAAAUAACCAUUUUUCUGGUCAAUUUCCACCGGAGAUUGGCAAUCUGUCGAAGCUUGAAAUUUUUUCUUCGCCUUCUUGUUUUUUCAACGGCCCUGUACCGCAAACAAUCUCGAAAUUGAAAUUAUUAAACAAGCUUGACCUGUCUGAUAACCCAUUAAAAUGUCCAAUUCCGAAAGCCAUUGGUGAGCUACGAAAUUUGACUAUAUUGAAUCUUGUUGAUGCCGAUCUUAAUGGUACCAUACCUUCUGAGCUCGGCAAGUGUAAAAACUUAAAAGUCUUGCUGCUUUCUUUCAAUUCUCUUUCUGGGGAUUUGCCUGAAGAGCUUUCUGAGUUGCCAUUGAUGACGUUUUCUGCGGAAAAGAACCAACUUUCAGGUCCAUUGCCUUUAUGGCUUGGCAAAUGGAACCAGGUAGAUUCUAUAUUGCUUUCGAACAAUCAAUUUUCGGGGCGAAUUCCAGCCGAGAUUGGCAAUUGUUCUUUGUUGAGUCACAUAAGUUUGGGCAGCAAUUUGUUGACGGGCGAUAUUCCUAAAGAGCUUUGCAAUGCUAUUUCACUUGAAGAGAUUGAGCUUGACAAUAAUUUUCUCACUGGAGGUAUUGAUGAUACUUUUGCGAAAUGUAGUAAUUUGACGCAAUUAGUUUUGUUUGAUAAUCAGAUAGUUGGUUCCAUACCGGAUUAUCUUUCUUUGCUUCCUUUGAUGGUUCUUGAGUUGGAUUCUAAUAAUUUUACUGGUGUUAUUCCAUCGAGCCUGUGGAGUUCACAGAAUUUGAUCGAGUUUUCUGCUGCUAAUAAUCACUUAGAGGGCAGCCUUCCAAUGGAGAUUGGAAAUGCUGCAUCAUGUGAGAGCAUUGUUUUAAGUAAUAAUCAUUUGAGUGGUACCAUUCCCAGGGGGAUCGGAAAAUUGAGUUCUCUUUCUGUGUUAAAUUUGAACUCGAAUUUUCUUGAGGGGUCUAUUCCCGUCGAGCUUGGAAACUGUACUGCACUCACAACACUUGAUCUGGGGAACAAUAGUCUUAAUGGCUCCAUUCCGGAAGAACUCUCAGAUUUAUCUCAGUUACAAUGUUUGGUUCUCUCUUACAAUAAUCUCCACGGGAAUAUUCCCUCCAAAGUGUCAAAGUAUUUUCACCAGAUUUAUAAUAUUCCUGAUUCAAGCUAUGUUCAGCAUCACGGAGUUUAUGAUCUUUCAUUUAACAGAUUGACUGGCUUAAUCCCGGAAGAACUUGGAAGCUGUGUGGUAAUUGUGGAUCUUCUGUUAAGCAACAACAUGCUCUCCGGGGAGAUUCCGAGAUCUUUAGCACAGUUAUCUAAUCUCACGACUUUGGAUCUGUCUGGGAACUUGCUGACAGGUAAUAUUCCUCAGGAAUUUGGCAACUCUGUUCUGCUGCAAGGCAUGUACUUGGGAAAUAACAAGCUUACAGGCUCAAUUCCUGAAAGCCUUGGUCAAUUAAGUGGCUUGGUGAAACUGAAUUUGACUUCCAAUAUGUUAACUGGUUCACUUCCAACUAGUUUUGGGAACUUGAGAGGGCUUACUCAUUUAGAUUUGAGCUCUAAUGCACUAACUGGUGGGCUUCCUGCGUCACUUUCAAGUAUGAUAAAUCUCGUGGGCUUUUAUGUUCAACAGAACAAGUUAUCCGGUCCUUUAGAUGAGCUCUUCAAGAAAUCCAUAGCGUCCAGAGUUGAAAUUGUGAACUUGAGUUGCAACGUCUUUAGUGGGUUCUUGCCAAAAUCUUUGGGCAACAUGUCAUAUUUG